UUUGCCAAUACCAGAUCCCAGUUCUUCAUCAUGGUGGCUGUUUACCACUUUGUUUGCUUCAUUAUUGCAUUGAUCUGCUUCAAGCUACUGGGAUUUUCUGAAUCUAUGGUGCCCCAAGAGGAAGUGGAUAUUCUUCAUGAAAUUAUGACCAAAAUGGGGGCUGUGUAUUGGAAGUUUAAUGAUGAUACUUGCCGGAUUGAAGUGGUUGGUCUAACAGAGGCACCACCAAAGGGAUCUGAGCGCAGAAUUGAUUGUGAAUGCCACUUCAAGAACAACACUGAAUGUCAUGUCGUAAAAUUAAUGAUCAAAGGUUAUAGUUUACCUGGUUUGCUUCCACCUGAACUAGUCAAGCUUCCUUACCUCCAGGAAAUUGAUUUUGCUUACAACUAUCUUAGUGGUACAAUACCAAAGGAAUGGGCUUCAAUGAAAUUAACUUAUCUAUCUGUUUAUGUUAAUCGUGUAUCAGGGGAAAUUCCGAAGGAGUUGGGAAAUAUAAGAACUCUGACAUACUUGUCACUUGAAGCUAACCAAUUUUCUGGCACUCUUCCUCCUGAGCUUGGUUAUCUGGUCAAUUUGCGGAGUUUGAUACUUUCCUCUAAUCGACUGACUGGAAACUUGCCAGAGACAUUUGCUGGGCUGAAAAAAUUAGAAGAUAUCCGUUUAAGUGAUAACAACUUUAAUGGAACAAUCCCGGAUUGGGUGCAGAACUGGAAACAACUCAAAAGACUGGAGAUGCAUUCAAGUGGACUUGCUGGACCCCUUCCAUCAAAUAUUUCUGUUCUGACCAACUUGAAUGACUUGAGGAUUAGUGACAUGGACGGGCCAAAUCAGGAAUUUCCUUUGCUGAGAAAUAUGACGGGUCUAGUAAGAUUGAUUUUGAGGAACUGUAACAUUUUUGGAGAGAUCCCCACAUAUGUCUGGUCCAUGAAGAAUCUGGAAAUGUUGGAUCUCAGUUUCAACAAGUUAGCAGGUGAACUUCCAUUCACUGCAGGCGUUACUGAGCGCCUGAAAUUUGUCUUUCUAACUGGAAACCAGCUAAGUGGAACUUUACCAGAGUCACUCUUGCGAGAUGGAAAUAGUGUUGAUGUAUCAUACAAUAACUUCACAUUGUCAGACCUUAAGAGCUCUCAUUGUCAAGAACACAUGAAUCUAAAUCUAAACUUGUUUCGAGGCUCCUCAAAAGAGAACGACUUAAGGAGUGUUCUUCCAUGCUCAAAGAAUUUCCACUGCCCACGAUAUUCAAAUUGCAUGCAUGUCAAUUGUGGUGGAAAUGACCUAACUGUCAAGGAAGACAAUAACGCAAAGGUCUUGUAUGAAGGCGAUGGAGGAGUUGAAGGUGGUACUGCAAAAUAUUUCAAAAAUGACAAAAGUAUGUGGGGAUUCAGUAGCACCGGUGACUUCAUGGAUGUCUAUGAUUGGCGAAAUACACGUUACUCUAUGUCUAUGGCAUCUUUGAGUCUCUCCGAGAUAUAUACCACAGCACGCAUAUCACCUAUUUCACUUACUUAUUUCUCGUACUGUUUAGAAAAUGGGUUAUACACUAUCAGUAUCCACUUUGCGGAGAUUAAGAUCACGAAUAACGGUACACAUAGUCUUGGGAGGCGUUUUUUUGAUAUUUAUGUUCAGGAAAGAUUGGUAUGGAAGGAUUUCAAUAUUGUCGAUGAGGCAGGUAUGGCUCAGAAAAGAGUAGUUAAACAACUAUCUAAUGUCAGUGUGACAAGUAAUGUUUUAGACAUCAGACUCUACUGGGCUGGAAAAGGGACAACGAGGAUUCCUGAGGGAGGAGAUUAUGGUCCUCUUAUAUCAGCUAUUUCUGUGGUUUCCGACUUCAAACCUUGUGGAGGCACUGGAAGUUCAAGACUUGUUUAUACUAUUUCCGGUGUUGGUGUUGGAACAUUAUGCCUAAUACUUUUCAUACUGGUGGUCUUUUGGUGGAAUGGAAAAAGAGGGAGAAAAAGAGGAGGGGAUAUCCAGACUGGGAAUUUUUGUUUGAAACAAAUAAAAGCAGCAACUGAUGACUUUGAUCCAGCAAAUAAGAUUGGAGAAGGUGGUUUUGGUCCUGUGUUCAAGGGUCAGUUACCAAAUGGUUCUUUGAUAGCAAUUAAGCAGCUCUCAUCUAAUUCAAAGCAAGGGAAUCGUGAAUUCUUAAAUGAGAUGGGAAUGAUAUCUUGUCUGCAACACCCGAAUCUAGUGACACUGCAUGGAUGCUGUAUUGAGGAGGAUCAACUAUUGCUGGUAUACGAGUACAUGGAAAACAAUAGCCUUGCGCGUGCAUUAUAUGGUCCAGAGAAGCAUCAGCAAAAGCUGGACUGGCCAACAAGGCUUAAGAUCUGUGUUGGGAUAGCUAGAGGUCUAGCUUUUCUCCAUGAAGAAUCAAGACUCAAGAUUGUCCACCGAGACAUAAAAGCUACAAAUGUGCUGCUGGAUAGGGAUCUGAACGCUAAAAUAUCAGACUUCGGAUUGGCUAAGCUUGAUGAAGAUGACAAAUCACACAUCAGCACCAGGAUUGCCGGAACCCUAGGGUAUAUGGCGCCAGAAUAUGCACUAUGGGGUCACUUAACCUACAAGGCAGAUGUUUACAGUUUCGGAGUUGUUGCCUUGGAAAUUGUUAGUGGAAAGAGCAAUAACAGCUAUGUGCCAAAUGACAGUUACCUCUGUCUCCUAGACUAUGCUUGGCAUUUGCUACAAACUGGAAACUUGAAGGAGCUGGUUGAUGAGAGGUUAGGGAAUGAAGUCAAUGAUAAAGAAGCAGAACUUAUGAUUAAAAUUGGUAUGUUAUGUACGAAUGCCUCUCCCACGCUUAGGCCUACGAUGUCUGAAGUGGUGAACAUGCUUGAAGGACGAACAGUAGUGCCGAACAUGACCCUGGAAGCAAGUUCCUAUACCAAAGAGUUGAGGUUCAACGCCAUGAGGGACAUCCAUCGUCAAAGGAAAAGGCAGAGUUCAAGUGAUCAAAGCCAGCCUCAGAGUUUGCCAACUACUAAAACAUUUCGCUCUUCCUCUACUUCAAGGCUGACGAGGCAUGACUUGGGAGUUAGAACAUUAUAAGAUUAAAAUCCUCUUGACAAUUGAUAUAGUAGUAGCAAGUAGCAACAUAAUUAAAUGUUGAACACAGUCAACACAUGCAUAUAUAUCCACAGCAUUUCCUUCCAAAUCAAGGAACAGUAAGAUUGGAUUGAUAUGUUCACAUGAAAGAGGACAUCUGAUACAUAGCAAG
This is a messenger RNA of Fragaria vesca subsp. vesca, 3217 nucleotides long. Its product is annotated as probable LRR receptor-like serine/threonine-protein kinase RFK1-like. The record is from RefSeq and is a predicted model, not a curated record. Gene Ontology annotation, molecular function: protein binding; protein kinase activity; ATP binding. The transcript has 24 exons. Lineage: Eukaryota; Viridiplantae; Streptophyta; Magnoliopsida; Rosales; Rosaceae. Gene Ontology annotation, biological process: protein phosphorylation. The coding region runs from base 31 to 3048 and encodes 1005 amino acids.